Messenger RNA from Brassica napus (rape), 518 nucleotides. RefSeq lists its product as uncharacterized. The transcript has 2 exons. The record is from RefSeq and is a predicted model, not a curated record. Gene Ontology annotation, biological process: mitochondrial respiratory chain complex III assembly. Lineage: Eukaryota; Viridiplantae; Streptophyta; Magnoliopsida; Brassicales; Brassicaceae. Bases 219 to 407 code for a protein of 62 amino acids. Gene Ontology annotation, cellular component: mitochondrion.
AGAAAAUAAAAUAAAUGAGCAAUUGUUUCCUUUGUUUCUUUCUUGAGGAGGUGAUAUGAGAAUAUGGUUUUAACGGUUUGGUUUUGACCCGGUAGAGAGCAAACCAAUUAGAUAUUGGAAUUACAUUAAUUUAUUUAAUGAAAUUGAGGAAGUUGACGUUCACGCGCCACAUAUAUAAAGCUUCUGUUUAAUAUAGUGUAUUAGAAGAGUACUACAAGAUGAACAAAAGGUUUGGGGGGAAGAUACCGACCGGAACUCCGUCACUAGCGUUGUCAACUAUCGUCGUUGUAGCCUCACUUCUCGGUGGAGCCUCCAUCGUCCACAAUUUAUACAAACCAGAUCUUAGAUUACCUCAGAUGGAAAAUGAUGAACCAGACAAGAAGAAAGAAUCUGGAAACAAAGAUUAAAAAUCUUUUCUGAUUAGUUACAUUUCUUAAUCUCCUCUGGCUUCGAAUGUUGUGAACUUAAGACUCUCUGUAUGUGAUUUGCAACUUUCAUUUACGUGGCGAUUCCCAACA